AUGAGGUCACCUCAGAAGCCGAAGGAGGUCCAAAAUCUCAAUGGUCAAAUAGCCGCACUCAGCCGCUUCAUCUCCAGGGCUACAAAUAAAAGCUUACCCUUCUUCAAUGUGCUCAAGCAAGGAAAGAAGUUCCAAUGGAGUUCUGAGUGUGAAGAAGGCUUCCAAGCGCUGAAAAAGCACCUUGAAGAGACGUAUCUCUUGUCAAAACCUCAACCAGAAGAUGGAUCCUCAGGAGAGGCGGGCUCCAGGGCAGGAAUUGUCUUGGAAAGCCCGGAGGGUCACAAACUAAAUUGCGCAGUAAGGUUUGGCUUCAAAGCCUCAAAUAACGCUGUCGAAUAUGAAGCCCUUCUAGCAGGCUUCAGACUGGCAAGAGAAAUGCAAGUUAGAAGGCUCGUAGCUAGCAGCGAUUCUCAGCUGAUAAUGAAUCAGGUCAGUGGAAGCGUUGCAGCCAAAGACAGCAGCAUGGUUGUAUACUUGAAAUUGGUUUUGGACCUAAUCCCUCAGUUUGAAAGGUUCGAACUGAUUCAAGUCUCACGCCUAGAGAAUACACAUACAGACGCCCUUUCAAAAUUGGGUAGCAGCAAGGAUUCUGAGCUAUUAAAGAUAGUCCCUAUUGAACACCUAUCGAAACCCUCCAUUUCCGGAGGAGAAGAGGUACUUUGGAUAGAAGGCACCCCAUUAUGGAUGCAGCCCAUCAUCGCCUACCUAAAGGACCAAACACUGUUUGCUUCUAGAAGCGAGGCGAGGAAGUUGAGGAGAAGGGCUGCGCACUUCGUCCUAAAAGAGGAUAUGCUCUACAAAAGAGGCUUCGCCUCACCACUUCUCUAA
Molecule: messenger RNA, 828 nt
Organism: Olea europaea var. sylvestris
Lineage: Eukaryota; Viridiplantae; Streptophyta; Magnoliopsida; Lamiales; Oleaceae
Exons: 2
Coding region: 1-828 (275 amino acids)
Molecular function (GO): nucleic acid binding; RNA-DNA hybrid ribonuclease activity
Source: RefSeq, a predicted model, not a curated record